Cavia porcellus (domestic guinea pig) is the source of this 2406-nucleotide messenger RNA. Its product is annotated as U4/U6 small nuclear ribonucleoprotein Prp4-like. NCBI's taxonomy places the organism in Eukaryota, Metazoa, Chordata, Mammalia, Rodentia, Caviidae. The record is from RefSeq and is a predicted model, not a curated record. Gene Ontology annotation, cellular component: U4/U6 x U5 tri-snRNP complex. Gene Ontology annotation, molecular function: U4 snRNA binding; U6 snRNA binding; protein binding. Gene Ontology annotation, biological process: mRNA splicing, via spliceosome.
GAGCCCGGCAUGGCUUCUUUGCGAGCCUCUUCCACAGCAACCAAAACCAGAGCACCUGAUGACUUCGUUGCUCCUGUUGUGAAGAAACCACACAUCUAUUAUGGAAGUUUGGAAGACAAGGAAAGGGAACGCCUUGCCAAGGGAGAGUCUGGAAUUUUGGGAAAAGGAGGACUUAAAGCAGGCAUUGAAGCAGGAAAUAUUAAUAUAACUUCUGGAGAGGUAUUUGAAAUUGAAGAAUCCAUCAGUGAGUGGCAGGCAGAAGUAUUGGCUGAGUUUGAAAGAAGGAAGCGAGCUCGACAAAUCAACGUUUCCACAGAUGACUCAGAAGUCAAGGCUUGCCUCAGACCCUUGGAGGAACCCAUCACACUUUUUGGAGAGGGCCCUGCUGAAAGAAGAGAAAGGUUAAGAAAUAUUCUCUCAGUGGUUGGUACUGAUGCCUUAAAAAAGACAGAAAAAGAUGAUGAGAAAUCUAAGAAGUCCAAAGAAGAGUAUCAGCAAACCUGGUACCAUCAAGGACCAAACAUCCUGAAGGUGGCUAGACUGUGGAUUGCUAAUUAUUCACUGCCCAGGGCAAUGAAACGCUUGGAAGAGGCCCGUCUCCAUAAAGAGAUUCCUGAGACAGCUAGAACAUCCCAGACGCAAGAGCUGCACAAAUCCCACAGGUCUUUGAAUAAUUUCUGCAGCCAAAUUGGGGAUGAUCUGCCUAUCUCCUACUGUCACUUUAGUCCCAAUUCCAAAAUGCUGGCCACAGCUUGUUGGAGUGGGCUUUGCAAGCUCUGGUCUGUUCCAGAUUGUAACCUCCUUCACACUCUUCGAGGUCAUAAUACAAAUGUAGGAGCAAUUGUAUUUCAUCCCAAGUCCACUGUGUCAUUGGAUCAGAAAGAUGUCAACCUGGCCUCUUGUGCUGCUGAUGGGUCUAUGAAGCUCUGGAGUCUUGACAGUGAUGAACCAGUGGCAGAUAUUGAAGGCCAUACCAUGCAUGUAGCCCGAAUAAUGUGGCACCCAUCAGGACGUUUCCUGGGCACCACCUGCUAUGAUCGUUCAUGGCGCUUAUGGGAUUUGGAGGCUCAAGAGGAAAUCCUGCAUCAGGAGGGUCAUAACAUGGGUGUAUAUGACAUUGCCUUCCAUCAAGAUGGUUCUUUGGCUGGCACUGGGGGCCUGGAUGCAUUUGGUCGAAUUUGGGACCUGCGCACAGGAUGUUGCAUCAUGUUCCUAGAAGGCCACCUAAAGGAUAUCUACGGAAUAAGUUUCUCCCCCAAUGGCUACCACAUUGCAACUGGCAGUGGUGACAAUACUUGCAAAGUGUGGGACCUUCGACAGCGGCGUUGCAUCUCUACCAUCCCUGCCCAUCAGAACUUAGUGACUGGGGUCAAGUUUGAGCCUAUCCAUGGGAACUUCUUGCUCACUGGUGCCUAUGACAACACAGCCAAGAUCUGGACCCACUCAGCUGGCUGGUCUUCACUGAAGACUCUGGCAGGCCACGAAGACAAAGUCAUGGGUCUGGACAUUUCUUCUGAUGGGCAGCUCAUAGCCACUUGCUCAUAUGAUAGGACGUUCAAGCUCUGGAUGGCUGAAUAGGCAAGGCCAUGGGAGAAAAACUCACCUCAAGCUGCCCCUUAGGAGCCAUUUUUCUCGAAAGAAAAAAAAUUGAUGUAUUUUAUUUUGUUCUAUCAUGUUUCUACAGUUACCAGGUAUAGAUGCUCAAUAGAUUUGAUUUUCACAUCAACUCCCAAGCAGCCCAGUCCCUACAUGGUGGUAAAUCCCUUUUGUGAUUGAAAGUUUAUUUCUCAUCUUCAUGCCUUGCCAAGAAUUAUGUAGGAUGUUGUUUUUAUUAAUUUUUGUUUAAAUGUCCUACCAUCUUACAGCACUCAAAAUUGUGAAUACACUGAAUUUUAGUUCUCAAAAACUUGCUUUUUCAUGGUACAUGCUUCACGACUGCAUAUGAUCCAUUCAGCAAGUAAGGUGAUUGGACUGUAUUCCAGAAGCCCUGGCAUAACGAGGAGCAGCUGGCCACUCACUGGUUGAACAGUGCCUGACCUGACAGUGACAGCGACCCCACUUCCUGUCCUAGAGAAUGAGAGAGGAAGCAGUAGAUCAUGUAGGAAAGUUGCUCGUGCAGGAAAGAGACUGGACAUUUCCUGUGGAAUUCACUUGAAACAAUGCCUGCCUUAGGAAACUCAGAACCAAACAUCUACUUGGUCAGAGCAGUCUUCCAUGUUGCUUUAAGUUUGACAUCCUAUUACUCUAAAGCACAGCCAUUGUGUCAGGAUUCAAAGAAAUUUUUGAAAUUGCACAGCUCAUUUGGUACAGCUUCCUUUUCUGUUGGUUAAAGGAUGUACUUCAUGUAUUACAGGGUAUGUCAUGUCAGAAUAACUGGAAAAAAUCCCUAAUGGGCAAAAAAAAAAA